Molecule: messenger RNA, 954 nt
Organism: Uncinocarpus reesii 1704
Lineage: Eukaryota; Fungi; Ascomycota; Eurotiomycetes; Onygenales; Onygenaceae
Product: thioredoxin reductase
Exons: 2
Coding region: 1-954 (317 amino acids)
Molecular function (GO): oxidoreductase activity
Source: RefSeq, a predicted model, not a curated record
AUGUACGAGGGCAUGUUGGCCAAUGGCACCGCCGCAGGAGGCCAAUUGACCACCACCACGGAUGUCGAGAACUUCCCCGGUUUCCCCGCCGGCGUGGGAGGUACGGAGCUCAUGACGAGAAUGCGCGAACAAUCAGUUCGAUUCGGAACAGAAAUCAUUACGGAGACCAUCUCGCGGGUUGAUCUGUCCUGCCGUCCGUUCAAAUUGUGGAAGGAAUGGUCUGACGGACCAGAGGAUGCUCCCGCGCAUACUGCCGAUGCCUUGAUCCUUGCGACUGGUGCGAAUGCGCGCCGGUUGGAUUUGCCCGGUGAGGAUAAGUACUGGCAAAACGGCAUCAGCGCGUGUGCUGUCUGUGACGGCGCAGUGCCGAUUUUCCGCAACAAGCCGCUAUUCGUCAUCGGUGGAGGAGACUCCGCCGCGGAAGAGGCUAUGUUCUUGACCAAAUACGGAAGCACUGUGACUGUGCUUGUUCGCAAGGAUAAACUACGUGCCAGCAAGACCAUGGCGACCCGGUUGUUGAACCAUCCAAAGGUUGAGGUGAAAUUCAACACUGUCGCCGUGGAGGCCCAGGGUGAACCGGGACCAAGGGGCUUGAUGACCCAUUUGAAGAUUAAGAACGUGGUUACGGGCAACGAGGAAGUUCUUCCCGCAAACGGAUUGUUCUACGCCGUUGGCCAUGAGCCUGCUACUGGGUUGAUCAAGGGCCAGGUCGAGACUGAUUCGGAGGGAUACAUCGCGACCAAGCCAGGAACCAGCUACACGAACGUCGAGGGUGUCUUUGCUGCGGGAGAUGUGCAGGACAAGAGAUAUAGGCAGGCCAUUACCAGCGCAGAGAUGCCAGCGGAACAACCCGCGGUUACAACGACGAUACAACAGUCUGCAACACAACAAGAGCAAGCGGACGAGGCAAAUCCACCUGCGUCGUUGGAGUAUAAAUCCAACCCGUUGCUCUAA